Topomyia yanbarensis is the source of this 5115-nucleotide messenger RNA. RefSeq lists its product as uncharacterized. NCBI's taxonomy places the organism in Eukaryota, Metazoa, Arthropoda, Insecta, Diptera, Culicidae. The transcript has 2 exons. Bases 1 to 5115 code for a protein of 1704 amino acids. Gene Ontology annotation, biological process: DNA integration. Gene Ontology annotation, molecular function: nucleic acid binding. The record is from RefSeq and is a predicted model, not a curated record.
AUGUUGAUGCAAGAAGAGAUGCGGCUUAUGAGAGAGUUUUCGAAGAAGAAGUUUGAUGUUUUGAAGAAGAUGGCUGAUUUCGAUAGUAGCGACGAAUCCGCAGGGGACCAUCAACAUGAAAAAAGCAAUAAAAACAAAGUGCAAGAUUGGCUAAAGCACUCUACGAAGAAGGAAGUGGAAACCGAUGGCACCAGCGACAGAGAAACGUCUGAAAGUGACAGUGAUUCGGAUUGCGAUACGGAAGUUUCAUCUUGUCUACAAGCCAAUGAUGCAGAUGGCGAAGAAGUGCAAUCCGAUGAAGAAGAAUAUGGGAUUAGUGCACGAUCAGUGUCAAAGCGGCGACAAGCGUUAUGCAGCAACAAGCGACUUUCUAAAAGUGAGGUAGCUGCACGUCAAGUUGUUCCUCGUGAGCUGCCCAAGUUCAACGGCAAUCCAGAGGAAUGGCCAAUGUUCCUAUCAACGUACGAAGAUACCACGGCUAUGUGUGGGUACACAGCAGCCGAGAACAUGAUUCGCUUGAGAAACUGCUUGAAAGGAGAUGCGUUUAAUGCAGUUCGUUGUUUCUUAAUGCGACCAGAAACUGUAGGAAAAGCGAUCAGUGCGCUGAAGUUGCGAUUCGGUAGACCGGAAACGAUUAUCGAGUAUUUGAAGGAGAAGAUUAUUGCGAUAUCACCCAUCAAAUCGGAUGCGAUGGAAAAGCUGGUUGACUACGCCUUGGAGGUGCAAAACCUUUGUGCCAUAAUACAAACUUGUGGCGGAAAGGAGCAUAUGUGUGAUACGACUCUGUUGAGGGAACUUGUCAAGAAGCUACCAUCGCAAAUUAAACUGGAUUGGGCGCGCUACAAAAGGACUAAAACGAAGGUGACACUAUCCACAUUCAGUCGUUGGAUAUACACCCUAGCAGAAGACGUGAACGUGGUAUUCGAGCCUCAGUGUCGAUCUAGCAGGACUCAGGAGUCCCGAGAAAUCCGGAAAGAGCGAUACGUCAACACUCUCGCCGAAGUUCCUACCGAGGAUGGCAGAGAUAUGAACCAAUCCAUUCAUUCUACUCAAAGCAGUCAGCCGGGAACCGAAGGAAAUAAACCCUGUCCAGCAUGCAGAGGGGAUUGCAAAUAUCUGGGGAAAUGCAAACGUUUCCUGGAGCUGUCAUACGAAGCAAGAUGGGCAACAAUUCGUGGAUUUAACUUCUGCCGCAAGUGUCUUAGGCAGCAUAGAGGUGGUUGCAAUUCUGGGGAGUGUGGAAAGAACGGCUGUACCUUUAAGCAUCACAUUCUGCUCCACAAAGAUUUGCUUGAAACAUCUGCAUCGACUAGUGUUUCUAAUCAGAAUGAAGAACGCAAUGUUAAUACGCACCAGUCCAGUACAGGCCCCGGUUCCUUCCGUUACCUGCCGGUAACACUAUUUGGAAACGGGGUGCAGAUGAAGUGCCACGCAUUCUUAGAUGACGGAUCAGAGUUAACGCUCAUCGAUCAGCAACUUGCCGAAGAUCUGAAGCUCUCUGGGAAGGCCCAUCCACUCUGUCUUAAGUGGACUGCAGGUACUCAUCGUUACGAAUCUGGUUCACACAGUGUCAACGUUGAAAUAAGCGGACAGGAAAGAAAGCGAACGUUACUACAAGAUGUAAGAACAGUCGAGGAAUUGCAGCUACCUUUCCAGUCGUUGGAUAUGACUCAACUAACGGAGAAACACGGAUAUCUGCGUGGAGUACCUGUGGAAUCUUAUUCCAAUGUUCGGCCGCGAAUACUAAUCGGUUUGAAACACGCCAAUAUUAUGCUCGUUCGAAAAAGUCGUGAAGGCAGAAUGGGUGAACCUAUUGCUGUAAAAACGAACCUUGGUUGGACCGUAUACGGUGGUUGGACAUCAAAGAACUGCAUCAAUAUCAGUCAUACUUACCACGUCUGUAGCUGUAACCAACAAAGUGUUAUACAUCUAAACCAGAUGGUUAAAGAUUACCUUUCCCUUGAAAAUUCGGUGGUUAUACCGACGCAAUUUGAACGACUGUCGAAGGAGGACAAACUAGCCAUGUCUUUACUAGAAUCCCGCACACACUUCAAUGGAGAACGUUAUGUAACGGGGUUGCUGUGGCGUUCUGAUAAAGUUCGAUUGCCAGAUAACAAAACAAAUGCUAUUCGCCGUUGGAGAUGCUUGGAGAAACGCCUGGAGAAGGAUAAAGAGUUGUCGAAAAUAUUGGACGAAAAAAUCAAGAACUACCAAUCCAAAAACUACGUCCGUAAACUUUCCACAGAAGAACUCUCACGAAAGUACGAACGGGUAUGGUAUCUGCCCAUUUUUCCGGUAUACAACCCAAACAAACCUGGCAAGAUCAGGAUCGUGUGGGAUGCUGCUGCAUCAGUAUAUGGAACCUCCCUAAAUUCGACACUCCUCACUGGUCCGGAUCAGUUAGCGUCGUUGGUGGGUAUCCUGUAUCAGUUUCGCGAGCAUCGAAUUGGUCUCUGUGCCGAUAUAUGCGAGAUGUUCCACCAGGUGGGGAUCAUCGCCGAGGACCAGCAGUGUCAGCGCUUUCUUUGGCGCGAUAGUGAAGAACAUGGUGAACCAAGCACUUACGUCAUGCAGGUUAUGACCUUCGGGGCGAGCUGCUCCCCGGCCACAGCGCAAUUUGUGAAGAACAAAAAUGCCGAUAGGUUCGAAGGCGAAUACCCAGAAGCAGUGACGGUCAUUAAGGAAGGACACUAUGUGGAUGAUAUGGUCGUAAGCGUCGAAACAGAGCAGGAAGCAGUUGCGCUGGCUGAAUCAGUCCACUUUAUCCACAAGCAGGGUGGAUUCGAAAUUCGCAAUUGGGUUUCCAACUCACCGCUGGUAUUAGCCAAAAUGCACGAACAGCAAUCAAGGGAAAAGGAUCUGAACAUAUGUGCUGAACUGUCGAACCAGAAAAUCCUCGGAAUGUGGUGGGAUACGCAGGACGAUGUAUUCAAAUAUAAGAUCUCCUGGGCGAGAUUUGAGUCAGCCUUGCUUGAUGGAAGCCGCUGCCCUACUAAACGGGAGAUACUUCGGACAUUGAUGACCAUUUACGAUCCUCUAGGUCUCAUUGAUCAUUUCUUGAUCCUGCUAAAAAUCUUGCUUCAAGAGGUGUGGCGUGCUAAUGUGGAAUGGGAUGUAGCUAUCCCCACCAAUCUGUACGAGAGAUGGCGUGACUGGCUGCGUCUGCUGCCAGAGUUGGAGAAGCUGCGUAUCCCGAGAUGUUACCGGCAGUUUACAAAGGCGACAGAAGCUGAUGCGAUUCAAUUGCACAUUUUUGUUGAUGCCAGCGAAAGUUCCAUGGCAGCGGUAGUGUUUUUGCGAUUUGCGAAUAAUGAUCAGAUUGAGUGCUCUUUGGUUGCAGCCAAGACACGGGUGGCGCCGUUAAAAUACACAUCCAUUCCACGUUUGGAACUGCAGGCUGCGGUUCUUGGAUGCAGACUGGCAGCUAACGUUACAAGAAGCCUUAAAAUGAAGAUCUCCAAAAGAACGUUCUGGACAGACUCGCGAAAUGUUCUUUGUUGGUUGCGAGCCGAUCACAAACGGUAUAGUGCCUUCGUCGGAUCGAGAGUCAGCGAAAUUUUGGAGUCUACGGAUAUCGUCGAAUGGAGAUGGGUUCCAACACGAUACAAUGUGGCUGAUGACGGGACCAGGUGGCGCGAGCAUCCUGAUUUAUCUUCGGAAAGCAGGUGGUUUAAAGGUUCCGCAUUCCUGAGGCAGGCAGAAGUGGAGUGGCCCAUACUUCCACAAAAAUCCCUUAUCACGGAUGAAGAAAUGAGACCUAGUGUGCUAUUGCACUUCCUAGCUCCUGAGGCGGUAAUCGAUGUAAAUAGAUUUUCCAAUUGGCGACGUUUGCUUGCUGUGACAGCAUACGUGUUUCGUUUCUGCGCGAACGUUCAACGUCACCGCAAAAGGGAUUUAUUUUGCAGUGGACCCUUAUCACGGGACGAACUUCGCAGAGCGGAAGAAUACCACUUUCGGCAAGCGCAACGAGAUGUUUACCAAGACGAAAUUGCAGUGCUGGAGACUAAAGAUGCGGUGAAGCGGAUUUCGAAAGCAAGCUCUCUCUACAAGCUAAGCCCAUUUAUAGACGACAGUGGUGUCAUGCGGAUGCGAGGGAGAACUGGGGUGUGUGCAUACCUCCACAACGAUGCGAAGAAUCCGGUUAUACUGCCACCGAAACACUGGAUCACUUCGUUAAUCCUUGUGCAUUACCACGAAAUGUAUCUACACCGUAAUUACGAGAUUGUAGUUAACGAGGUACGGCAAAAAUUCAGUAUUUUUCGCCUGAGACAAGCACUUAUAUCGAUUCGCAAGAACUGCCAGCGGUGUAAGAAUCGCGACGUUCUUCCUCAACCGCCGGAAAUGGCAGACCUACCCGCAGCCAGACUAUCAGCAUACACGAGACCAUUCGCGCAUGUAGGGGUCGAUUAUUUUGGACCGAUUGAGGUGGCUGUAGGUCGCAGGGUCGAAAAGAGAUGGGGGGUUCUGCUGACCUGCCUGACAAUAAGGGCAGUGCAUAUAGAGAUAGCCCACUCCUUGACGACAAGUUCCUGCAUUAUGGCUCUGAGGAAUUUCACGGCACGAAGAGGUCCACCUAUCAGCUUCUAUAGUGACAGAGGGACUAACUUCAUAGGAGCCAAACGGGCGCUGCAGGACAUCUACCAGACGAUCGACUACAAUCAGUUGAUGCGUGAAUUUGUCACACCAACUACUGCAUGGCAGUUCAAUCCACCGGCAUCACCCCACAUGGGCGGAAGUUGGGAGCGUCUCAUCCAGUCGGUCAAACGGAACCUUGCUGAAGUUUUGAGAAUGCGGAAACCCACUGACGAGGAGUUAAGAAACGCACUGACGGAGAUUGAAGGGGUACUUAACACGCGCCCUCUUACUCAUGUUCCUAUCGAAGACGAAGCGGAGGCUGCACUAACACCCAACCACUUUCUGUUGGGGGACAUCCGACUUCUCAAUGGCUUGCCAACCUUUUUUGGAAGCGUUGGAUCAAGGACUACCUUCCGGAUAUUACGCGGCGCACCAAAUGGCAUGAGAAGGCGAAACCUCUUCAGGUUGGUGACAUUGUCGUCAUCGUGGAUCAUGAGCAUCCUAGAAACUGUUGGCCUAAAGGACGGGUCAUCGGUGUAG